CAUAAUUGAAAUAUUUCUUAUUAUCAAUAUUUCUCAUCUCUUUCACUCAUCCAAAGAGACAAUGGCUCGCUCCUUUUGCUUCAUGGCAUUUCUGGUCUUGGCAAUGAUGCUCUUUGUUGCCUAUGAGGUGCAAGCUAAGAACAUUUGCAAAGCAAAAAGCAACACUUUCACAGGAUUAUGCAUUACCGACUCCCCAUGCAAAAAAGCUUGCAUCAAGGAGAAGUUUACUGAUGGACAUUGUAGCAAACUCCAAAGAAGGUGCCUAUGCACUAAGCCAUGCGUAUUUGAGAAUAUUUCAAAUGAAGCUGAAACAACUUAUAUCGAGUAAGCAAAAACUCUAACCGAAACUUUUCUUGAAAAAGAGAUCAUUAUGGAGUAAUUAAGAGAGAUUAAGGAUUUAGUGUCACACAUAAUAAUAAAGUGUUGCCUUUCUUAAAGGGUAACUUAUAAUGUUUGUGUUCUUGGCCACUAGUAGCCGUUAGCACACUAAAUAAGUUGUGACAUGUUGACCAUCUUUUAAUCUUGUACCAAGUUCAUAUAUGCUUUAAUGGAAAAUUAUCGUGUAUGGUCCUUUCAUCGUA
Molecule: messenger RNA, 581 nt
Organism: Lycium barbarum (goji berry)
Lineage: Eukaryota; Viridiplantae; Streptophyta; Magnoliopsida; Solanales; Solanaceae
Product: defensin NsD7-like
Exons: 2
Coding region: 62-328 (88 amino acids)
Biological process (GO): defense response
Source: RefSeq, a predicted model, not a curated record